AUGGACAGCCCCCCCAAGCUGUCUGGCGAGACCCUGAUCGUUCAUCACAUCCCCCUGGUACACUGCCAGGUGACUGGGGGGCGGCAGAGCUGUGGUGGAGGAGGGAGCUCCCUGAAGAGAUCAAAACCCUUCAGCUACCCAGAGAACCUGGGCCUGAGCCGCACCACCUCCCUCCCUGAGCAGGAUGUACUCCAGAGGGAGGCGCUGGUCUACAGCAGCCUCAUCCAGACCUCUACAGGAGGAGGGAGAGGAGGAGGAGGAGGAAAGGGAGAGGGAGGAGGAGGAGGGAGAGGAGGAAGCACGGGCAGCGAUGAUUCGUCGGUGACGUCCAGUAACUGGGAGGACCAGGUGAUGGUUAUGGUGGCCCACACUCUGCCCAGGGUGAAACCAAGGGAACAGGCCAACAACCCUCUCCGGCUCCGUCACAACCCCUUUCUGCUCAACACGGAGGAGGAUGAUGAUGAUGAGGAGGAAGAGGAGGAAGAGGAUGGUGAUAACCUGAAUGGUUACUUGGAAGACUCCUCCUUUCAUCUCCAUGGCGAUACAAACUCCGCCCUGGACGAGGAGGGAGACGGGGUUGCACCCUUCCACCUCCACGACCUGGGGUCCACCACACACAAGCCCUUCCUGUUGCACAGCACCCUGGGUAAGCACUCUUGGGGCUGCUCAGGGAGGCGUGACUCCCUCAGGGGCGUGGCCUCUGAUCUCUCCACCCACCUGGAGGGCCUAGACCUGCUGGGAUUGGACAGUCCACGUCGCCACGGCAGCAGCGGCUCCACCCUCUCCAUGGACUGCGGAGAGCAAGAGUGGGGCGAGGAUGAGGAGGAGGAGGAAGAGGAUCACCCAAUGAGGGGUGGGGGACGGGGCAGUAGCCAAGCUGACUCCUCUUCUGGCUCUGGCCCUGCCCACCAACGCUGCUCCUGCUGCGGCCUCUCCCAGACGUAUCUUGAACACUUCCCGGAACCGUUUUCAGAGUCGUCGGAAUGCCAGCUGGGCUACGGCAGCGACUCGUCGUGUAACAGCUCGGAUGGCGUGCUGGUUAACUUCAGCGCCAUCUAUAAUAAAAUGAACAACAGCAUCCCAGCGACCUCUUCCAAGCCGCCACCUCUGGCCACCACGACCACCAACCUCAACAGCUCCACCGACCAAUCUUGUACCUCCUCUGUCUGCAUCUGCGCGGUGCUGGAUGAGGAGACAGGGAGCCGAAGAGGCUCCGGAGGUGGGGGGGCUUUCUACCUAGACCUGCACACCUCCCCCACUGAGCCCCCCCAACACCACACUCAACAAACCCCCUGCCCCUCCAACAACACCCUGCCGUUACUCUUCGAACCCCACUCUCACCCUCACCCCACCACCUCCUCCUGCACCUGCUCAGCUGAACACCAGGGGGCUCUAGACCUGGACGCCAACUGCAACUCCUACCAGCCCCCCCACCACUCCGACUCAGGAAGUGACCUCAUGUCCUGUCUGCAGGUAUGAAUCAAUCAAAUGUAUUUUAUGAAGCCCUUUUUACAUCCGCGGUUGUCACAAAAUGCUUUACGGUGUCAAAUCCAGUGUCAAAUCCUAGCUGCUAUCACCUGCUGUUGAGCUAGACAUUUAACCUCUAGAAAAACCGCUUCAUGAGCGGGCUAGUAUGGCUGCUCUUUGCUCCAACCUCUCCAAGCCGUGUGUCUUGCAGAGGGGUUGGGAUAAAGCGGGAGUCAAAUUUCAGUUAGUCUUUCUGUACAAUAAUGUCUUCUUCUUCUUCUUCUUCUUCUUCUUCUUCUUCUUCUUCUUCUUCUUCUUCUUCUUCUUCUUCUUCUUCUGCAGAGCCAGGCGCGUCUGGUGGUAACCACCCAGAACUACUACAAGCUGGUGACCUGUGACCUUUCGUCUCCGUCACCCCCGAGCCCCGCGGGAAGCUCCGCGUCGGUUACCAGCUGCUCUGACGAGCACAGCAAGGAUAGCCCCGCCCCUGACACGCCCACCGCCACCCAGCCAACCGAAUACUACCUGUUCAGACGGCCGCCGGGGGGAAAGGAGGAGGGAGAGGAGGAGGAAGAGGAGGAGGAGGAGGAAGAGGGUGAGGGAGAGUCAUCACGGGUAAGUGGAGCAGGAUGUUGGUUCUGUUCAGAAUCAGACAGAGUAUUAUUUGAAUGAGUGUUGAUAGGUAGGUUAAAGAGGUGGAUCAGUUACUGGAAGGUUCAAGUCCCGUUCCAGGCGAUAUCAAAGUGGGAAAAUGAAUUGGCCACUGGAGGGCUACUGGUUUCAGAUCAUUACAACCAUCCACUGCUGUUGAAGGGGACGUUUUUUUUUUAUCGGCGCCUACUGAGGCAGCUGGGCAAUCUGUAAUGGAGUAUUCCUGGAGAGUUUGUGCGUCCCAAAUGGGACCCUAUUACAUACAGUGCACUAUGGGCCCUGGUUAAAAAUAGUGUACUAUACAGGGAAAAGGGUGCCACUUGGGAUGUUGCCUUAGUCUGUAUGCCUUCAGUGGGGUGUAACGCUUGUCAUAUUCAUGUGUUGUAAUGUUGACACAAUGAAGAUAGAGGUCUAUUUAUACUAUUGGAAUUACAGUCUGGGGCUAUUUCAGCUCUCUGUGGCUCCAGUCAUAAAGUUGAUAUGUAUGUAACCUUUAUUUAACCAGGCAACAAAUGUAUAUUUAUAAUGACAGCCUGGAAAUUAAAGCUAGCUUAUUGAUGAGCUGUAUCAUCAAUGCUACUGCUCUGAAGAGAAUGACUAUGACUGCCCAUGUAGGAGAUGUAAUGAUGCUGAAAAACUACAACACUAGUCACACAAGUAUGAAUUAUUCUUUCAUUUAGAAUGAGAGCUUCUUUUGUCUUUUAUUCUAAGCCUUCUCUGUCUUCUCUACCCAGCGUGAUGAAGAUGAGGAAGACAAUGAUGAAGAUGAGGAGGAGGAGGAGAGGAAGAAUAGGAAGCAGCAGCAGCAGCAGCAGAUGGGUGGAGCCUGUUCAGACCCAAUCAUUGAGGGCCAGGUGUACGUCAACAUCUCCCCUCCUGUGGUUGGCCGAGGACCCAUCGGAGGUGGGCCCACCCGCCCCCGUUCCCGUAGCUACGACCAGAACCUGGACAUGUCCCCGCCCCUUCGGCUCGGCUCAUUGGAGCGCAUGCUGAGCUGCCCUGUCCGUCUCAGUGAGGGCACAGCCCCCCUGGGCCCGCCCCCUCUGCCACGGGUCACUUCCUUUGCAGAGAUCGCCAGGAGUAAGAGGAGAAACGGAGGAAGCACUGGCUCUCCUUCUCUCAAGAUGGGGGGGUGUACAGAUCCCUUCUCACCCACCCACUCGGCCCACUCCCACUCCUCGGCCGACUUCUCCCCCAUCUUGGAGGGCCAGGGUCAGGGUCAGAGUCAGGGUCAGAGCCACAGUCUGCCCUUCCAGCACUGCGAUAGCCAGGGCAGCGUGGACCACCACUCACCUGGUGGUGGCGCUAGAGAGUCACGCUCCAAGGCCAAA
This is a messenger RNA of Coregonus sp. 'balchen', 3449 nucleotides long. Lineage: Eukaryota; Metazoa; Chordata; Actinopteri; Salmoniformes; Salmonidae. The record is from the annotation of a GenBank genome assembly.